Eimeria tenella is the source of this 204-nucleotide messenger RNA. NCBI's taxonomy places the organism in Eukaryota, Apicomplexa, Conoidasida, Eucoccidiorida, Eimeriidae. The record is from the annotation of a RefSeq genome assembly.
AUGAAAAAACAAAUAGGAUUUAUUUUAAAAUCUAAUAAAUAUUAUGCUAUUUUAAUAAUACCUUUUCAUUAUAUUCAUUUUAAAUAUAAAAAAAUACAAAUAAAAAUAAAGAAAUAUUAUAUAUUAAAUUAUAGACAAGAAUAUAAUAAAGGAGAUAUUAUUUUAUUUAAUUUAAUAAAUAAUAAAAUAUAUGGAUUAUUAUAA